AUGAAUUUUCCGUUGUUUACUUCACUUUCAUCUGAAACUCACAGUGCGAUUUCAUCUGUCAUGACAAAUAUGAUUUGUAUGUCAAAUUCUCCAUCAGUUGGAUCUGUUAUUCCAUUGUUAAAACCAUUUGAUGAAGAUGAACAUCAAUUGAUCAGUACAAAAAGACGUGCAUCACCAAAAACGAUCCUUAUGGCGGAAAUAAGUCGAAGAUUAGUGAGAAGAAAACUUUUAUACAAUCGACUACACGCUAUCAGUAUAAUUAUGUGUAGUCUUGGUCUUUUCGGUGUACUUUUAAUGAUAAUUAAUAAUGAAAUUAUCUUUUCGAAUCUCUUUCCUCGAAGUAUUUAUAUUUGUUGGUUUAUUAAAUUAUUUAUCACAAUUACAACUUUGAUUCUCAUUGGAUUUAUCUUUUAUUAUCGUCGUUUAGAUUUAGAUUUGUAUGCAAUUAAUAAUUCGUUUAAACAUUGGCGAAUUGGAUUGAACACGUCGAAAAUAUUUUUAACUUUUAUCGAAGUUUUUAUUUGUUUAAUUCAUCCAGUUCCAUUACCAAUACCUUUCUUAUCAAAAAUUCAAUAUGAAAAUUCGACAAUCUACAAUUCAACUUCACCCGAUUAUAUAACUUUGGAUGUUGCACUUGGUUUACCAAGUUAUGGAGAUGUGACACCGACAACGUAUUGUGGAAGAAGUGUAGCAGCGAUAACUGCAAUGAUUGGUGUAUUAUCUACUGCUUUGUUAAUAUCUGUUCUUGCUCGGAAACUUGAAUUGAGUCGAGCAGAGAAAUAUGUUCAUAAUUUUGUUUUAAAUAUGAAAUUGGUGAAAGAUCGAAAACAUCAAGCAUCGAAUGUGAUUAAAUUUGUUUUGAAACUUUGGAUUUUAAGACGAAAAAAUCAAGCUUCAUCCAAUGAAUUUCUCAAAGCACAAAGAGGUUUAGUUCGUUCAAUGCAUUUCAAUCAACAAAUUAAACAAGAACAAAAGAAAUUAGUUGACAAUUGUGUUGGAAUGCCAGAAUUAAUCAUCAUGCAAAGAGAUACAAAUGAUAAAACAUAUGAAAAUACUUCUACAUUAAUCGUUAUGAAGGGAAAAAUCGAGAAAAUUGAAGAAAAACUUUGUCAAAUUGAUCAAACGAUGAUUGAUAUACAAAAUUCUCUUCGAAUCUUAUCAAAUCAAUUAGCAAAAUAA
Messenger RNA from Adineta ricciae, 1179 nucleotides. Lineage: Eukaryota; Metazoa; Rotifera; Eurotatoria; Adinetida; Adinetidae. The record is from the annotation of a GenBank genome assembly.